Messenger RNA from Cyclopterus lumpus (lumpfish), 2771 nucleotides. It is a transcript of the gene lenep, whose product is annotated as lens epithelial protein. The transcript has a single exon. The coding region runs from base 2097 to 2291 and encodes 64 amino acids. Gene Ontology annotation, biological process: multicellular organism development. NCBI's taxonomy places the organism in Eukaryota, Metazoa, Chordata, Actinopteri, Perciformes, Cyclopteridae. The record is from RefSeq and is a predicted model, not a curated record.
UGCUUACAGCAAAUAAAAUGAGCCUGUUUUAGAGGGGAGAAGAAUUGAGGAGAUUAUGCCUGAAUACAUCAUAAGAAAGAAGAAAUAAGAAUUUUUUUAAUGUAAAUUGUGCAUUGAUGUCACCCACAAUCGCAAGAACAACAUUACGAAGAGCUUCACUAUGACCUGAUGCUUUUCAUUGAUGUGUUUGCACUGACAAUCUAUGGGUUAUAUAUCUUUACAGAGGAUUCUGACUGAAAGCAAAAGAGUAGUUAAAGAGGGGCCCCUUUAAACGUUGGCUAAUAAGAAAUGUUGAACAGUCUAAGAAAUGAAUUUCCCUUUGCAAAGAAUUAUGCAAAUUAUGUCAUUGUAACCGGUUAGGUAAUUUUGUGUAUUGUAAUGUUGCUUUAUUUUUUAAUCACAUGAGGGAAUAAUGUCCUCUUCAAAAAAUAAAAUAAAAUAAGAAAAAAAAAUAUGACGUGGUUUGGGGAAGCAUUGCUAAUGUUAAGCCACAUUUAGUUGGUGCUGUUGUCACACGUUUUUUAGGAUCAGGGGGCGAGAAGUUCACAUUAUUGUUUCUCCUUUCCUCUUUCUCCUCCCUCAGUUCAUGACGUUUUUAAAAAAAUAUAUAUUUUGAAUUGUGCCUUGUUUCGUCAAUGCAGUCACUUCACUUUAAUGCAGUCACCUUAUGUACUUAAUUCAAAUGUAGUGGACUACAGGAGAAUCCUACACAAGCCUCUCAAUUAAACAAAGACUGCACAAAUGACACUCCACUAAACUCACACACAGAUCCAGUGAUGGCAAUCUCCCCUGAUGUAUAUUUAUGCAUACAGCUUCCAGUCACAGAUACUUGAUGUCACCAUCGGGGUGGGGGUAUUUCCUGACCGUCUGUAAAUAACAUCAACUUUUGACUGGUUAGCUUAGUUUUGGAUCAUUGUUCUUAUAGUUGUAUCUUUAAUAGUGUUUUAGAUAAGUAACACAGACACCACAGCACUGAGGUAGCUCUUCUUAAAGACACUUGUCAAAGAGAUUGAGGCCACACUCGUGACAUAUGAGAAGGUCAACUAGUCCUCAGACCCUUAACUGGGCUCUCAUCUAAUUGAACAUGGACACACCCACACACACACACACACACACACACACCACAGUGACAGCUGGGUCAGUCAGGUACUCGCACUCUGCCUGUUCAGGUGUUUGUAGGAAAAACCAAAGCUUCAAGAUCUGCCAUUAGACAGAGUGUGUUUGUGUUAGUGUGUGAUACACACCCGCCUGCCCCUCUGCAUCAUUAGUGAACCCGUCUUGUUCUAUCAUUGCUCAUCACAGAUGCCUUUGUUGCAUGAAAAUCCUAUUUUUUUUUCUUCUUUUUUUUUAAAUGUUUGUCGUUGGUGUUGAUGUUGUACUUUUUAAUUUGUGAAAGCCAAAGGUUACUUUCAAAUUGUGUACUUUUUUUUUUUUGUUCAUAGGGAAACAUUUCUGUUUGCACCUGUAUCUGAAAAUAUAGAUUGCAUAUAUAAAUACGUAUAUCAUUCAUCUCUGUCUGUGAGUUUGGUUUUUGAUACGAGUGACUGAGUGUUUAUUUAGCCUGAGUGUUUAUCACUUUGUUGGAAAGGAUUCUUUUUUUUAAAAAUCCCUUUUAAUUUUUCUAUCAAAGUACACCAAAAAAACUGAUGGAAAAUGAAACAACAAAGGACACACUGCUAGAAGCUUUGGUAGCUUGUCACCUUCUGUCCUGAACAAAGGGAUGCGGUGGGAGUGUAUUGGAGCUACUGGAACUCUGGCUUGUGAACAGAUGAGCCUGUAACUGCAGGGAGCUGAUUCAGGGAAUAUUGGAGCCUGGGGGGUACUAUACAACAGAGAGGAACAUUGCACAGCAAUGGUAAACAAGGCCUUUAAUCAAUCAGCAGAUGUGUGAAAGCAGGGAACAGUCAAGAAAAAGGAGGAUGUGAAUGGAAGCUGUCCAAGUUUGUUUAGGAGGUUAUAAGUAGAGGAGCGAACUGUGCCAGGAUACGAAACAGACCUCAGCUGUUGCACUGGACCAGGCUGUCAGACAUCACCUUCUAUUUCUUCUCAUCGACUGCCCUCCUUGUUGCCUCUACCUCAAGUUCCUCUUCGGAGCCAUGCAUCCCCAGCGUCCUCUUCCUCAGGCCACGCCCUCCUCCUCUCUGGGACAGCACCUGAGGGACAUGGCCAUGGGUCUGGGGAGAGGCAAGAACUUCCUUGGAGGAAACGUUGCAUAUGGUUUCAUCCAGUCAGUUAAGGAAUGCCUCUACUUCCUCCUCUGCUGCUGGUGCAUCAAAGAGAUCCUGGACUGACAAACUGAAAGAGAGUAGAUCGAGUGGUCAAACAUUGAUUUUCUCUUUCUCUCCGUUGGCUCCUAUAGUGUAAUUUCAACCAGCUUUUAUUUCAUGGGGAAUGGAGUGUUUGAUCAGCGGUGCUGGCAAAGCAUUGGCAAGUACGAGUCUUGUCUCAUAUGACAACAAACCACUUGAGCACUUAGCAAACUCUAAUUUAUAUAAUGCAGUUUAUGUUUUGAACGGUUGAAAGUGAGGUUCUCAAUUUUAGACGGCAGCAAUUUCAAUGAGGAAUAGGUGUACUCCAUCAUAGACUUAUUUAAUAUGUUAAAUAUGUUUUAAUCUGUUUUUCAGUGUCUAUGGGAGGCUCUUCUUGGGUCCCAGGAAACACACUUUUACAGAAGCUACAAAUGUUCACCAUGAGACUGAGUCAAAGUUUCUUGAGUUCAACCCUGUUCAUCUUGAGGAAUGGCAACCCUGAUGUUCACUGUACAACACAAA